This is a messenger RNA of Protobothrops mucrosquamatus (brown spotted pit viper), 963 nucleotides long. It is a transcript of the gene FOXB1, whose product is annotated as forkhead box B1. Lineage: Eukaryota; Metazoa; Chordata; Lepidosauria; Squamata; Viperidae. Gene Ontology annotation, biological process: regulation of transcription by RNA polymerase II; anatomical structure morphogenesis; cell differentiation. The record is from RefSeq and is a predicted model, not a curated record. The coding region runs from base 1 to 963 and encodes 320 amino acids. Gene Ontology annotation, molecular function: DNA-binding transcription factor activity, RNA polymerase II-specific; RNA polymerase II cis-regulatory region sequence-specific DNA binding. The transcript has a single exon.
AUGCCCCGUCCGGGCCGCAACACGUACAGCGACCAGAAGCCGCCCUACUCCUACAUCUCGCUGACGGCCAUGGCCAUCCAGAGCUCGGCGGAGAAGAUGCUGCCGCUGAGCGAGAUCUACAAGUUCAUCAUGGAGCGCUUCCCCUACUACCGGGAGAACACGCAGCGCUGGCAGAACUCGCUGCGCCACAACCUCUCCUUCAACGACUGCUUCAUCAAGAUCCCGCGCAGGCCCGACCAGCCGGGCAAGGGCAGCUUCUGGGCGCUGCACCCCAGCUGCGGGGACAUGUUCGAGAACGGCAGCUUCCUGCGCCGCCGCAAGCGCUUCAAGGUGCUCAAGGCCGACCCGCUGGCGCCCUCCAAGCCGCCCCCCGAGGCCGCCCACUACCUGCAGGCCCAGGCCAAGCUGCGCCUGGGCGCCCUGGCCGCCGCCGCCGCCGCCUCCGCCGCCGCCGCGCCGCUCGGCCCCUACGGGCUGCCCGUCCCGCCGCCCUCGGGCUUCAAGCACCCCUUCGCCAUCGAGAACAUCAUCGCCCGCGAGUACAAGAUGCCCGGGCCGGGCGGCGGGCACGUCGGGCACGGGGGGCACGGCGGGGGCGGCGCGGCGCUGCCUUUCUCCGCCAUGCCGCCCGGACCGGCCGCCUACCCGCUGCCCAACCAGCUGCCCCCCGCCUGGCCCCACGUCUACGGCUCGGCCGGCAUGCUGGACCCGGCCGCCCCCAUCGCCGUNAUGCCGCUGAAGCCGCUGUGCCACGGCGGACAGACGCUGCCGGCCAUCCCGGUGCCCAUCAAGGCCACGCCGGCCGCCGCCGUCCCGGCCCUGCCCGCGCUGCUGCCCGGCUCGCCGCCCUCGCUCAGCCCGCCCUCCACGCAGACGGCACCCAGCCAGGGCAGCCCCGCCACCCCCAGCGAGACGCUCACCGGGCCGCCCUCCGUCCUGCACGCCGUGGUGGCGGUGCACUGA